This is a messenger RNA of Penicillium daleae, 1155 nucleotides long. RefSeq names its product phosphatidylinositol-specific phospholipase C. Gene Ontology annotation, molecular function: phosphoric diester hydrolase activity. Gene Ontology annotation, biological process: lipid metabolic process. The record is from RefSeq and is a predicted model, not a curated record. The transcript has a single exon. NCBI's taxonomy places the organism in Eukaryota, Fungi, Ascomycota, Eurotiomycetes, Eurotiales, Aspergillaceae. The coding region runs from base 1 to 1155 and encodes 384 amino acids.
AUGCGCAGCAUCACACUGUCCGUGGCUGUCCUAGCCACCUUAUGGGCCUCUGUAGCCUGGUCCUCUUCUCUGGCUCAUCACGCUCUGCAAAAGGUUCUCGACGAUGCCUCGCCUAUCUUUGGAGAGUAUUCUAAGCAAACCAACAGCAAGACAGAAUGGAUGAAAGGCUACCCCGACGACACCCUUCUGGUCCAUAUGAACAUCCCUGGCACCCACGACAGUGCGACGUGGAACUACACCCAAGCCACACAAGAUGCGAUGCGCGGUAUUACCGACCUCAAUCAAGUCACGCCACCAGUACCUGAAACAUUUCGCUGCCAAGAGCUCCCUCUGAUCGAUAUGCUCAACAUGGGUAUUCGAGCAUUUGACCUCCGCUAUGCUUUCGAUCCAACGAACAGCACAAUCAUCUUCUAUCAUUCUCAGGGACUCCUUUCUGAGACUGCGACCUUGGAUGAUGUGCUAUUUGGUUUCUAUCGAUGGCUUGAUGAUCAUCCCUCGGAGACUCUUUUCUUGUCUAUGCAAUAUGAAGGCUCAACUGCCAAGUAUGCGUCCAACGAUGCUGCAAUUCAGUUGAAGCUCUAUAACGCUUUGACCUCUCCCGUUGCCCGACAAUACUUUGUCCAGACCAAGGACCAGCUGGGAACCUUGGGCCAAGCUCGAGGAAAGAUUACCCUAAUGCGUCGUUUUGACCUGGACCAAUUGUCAUCGUCCUAUACAGACUCCUUACCGGGUCUUCACUUCUCGCCUAGCCUGUGGACGGACAACAGUCCAGACAUUGUUUUGACGUACAACACAAAAGAGAACUUGACAGCUUAUAUCGAGGACUACUAUGAGCCUCUUACACCGAUGGGCUCGAAUGCUACGGAAAAUAUUCAGUGGAAGUACAAUGCUACCACAAAGAAUAUCAUCAAGGCCACUACCGAGUACCCGGAUAGCUUGUUCUGGACGUGGGCCUCCAGCACUAACACCGACAAUGUGCCUCCCGAGUGGCCCCAAAUUAUGGCUCUUGGAAAUGGUACCUUGACUCCUGCUGGUGGCGUCAAUCAGCUUCUUGUUCCUUUCCUGAAGAAGCAGAAGGGCAAGCGUGUUGGAAUUGUGAUGUUUGACUUUUUUGAUCAGCCGUCCAACCUGAUCGACACCUUCCUGAGCCUGUAA